AUGAAGUCAAUCACGACGGCAUUUGUGUUAACGCUAGCUCUGCUGGCACUUGGUGGCCAAGGCAAGCAUGUGGAUUCUAAGGUGGCCGACAAGGACUUCCUGGUGAAGCAGAAGUUCGUGUUUGAGAUGCUGCAACAUAUCUACCAGGACGAUGUCUUUGUUACCAAAUAUGAUACCAGUUUCUGGGAGUACAAGCCCUGGGAGCAUGUCGCCGACUAUCACCAUGAGGACAACCUGCAGCACUUCUUCGAGCUUUGGCAGCACCAUCCAUUCCAUGACGACCAUGUAUGGACUGUGAUGUACGAUCGCCACGAGGAGUACGCCGUAGGCUUGACUCGCCUCUUCAAUUACGCCAAGAACUGGGAGACCUUCGAGCACGUAGUCUUCUGGGCUCGCCAGCAUGUGAACAAGCAGCUCUUUGUCUACGCGUUCACCAUUGCCGGACUGUUCCGCGACGAUAUGCAAGGAAUUGUGUACCCCGCCCAGUAUGAGAUUCACCCAUGGAGCUUCUUCGAUGGCCAGACUCUGGAGAUGGCUGAGCAUUACAAGAUGCAUGGCUUCCACCAUGUCAAGCAGCUGAACAACGUGUACAAUGUGGUCAUGAAAUCCAACUACACCAACUUCUACGGAGACAUGAACUAUGAGCACGGUCUCGCCUAUUUCCUGGAGGAUAUUGGCUUCAACAGCUUCUACUACUACUUCAACUUGGACUAUCCCUACUGGACCAAGGGCGACGAGCAGCAUGUGCUGAACAAUGAUCGUCGUGGUGAACUGUACCUCUAUGUGCACUGGCAGCUCCUUGCCCGCUACUACCUGGAGCGUCUCUCCAACGAUAUGGGUGAAGUGCCCAGCUUCAACAUGUACGAACCUGUUGCCGCCGGCUUCUAUAGCGGACUCCGUGGCUACAACGGUGUUCCCUAUCCCAGUCGCGACAACUACCACAACUUCUACAAAUCUGAGAAUGUGGAGUACGUGAAGAACGUGGAGCUCUACACCCAACGCAUUAUGGACUGGAUCCAUAAGAACGGCAAGUACGACGUCGAAGUGAUCAAUCAGCUGGGUAACAUGAUCCAAGGUAAUGCGGACAGCAUUGACAAGCAGUUCUAUGGCAGCUUGGACAAGUGGUAUCGCUAUAUUGUGAACGAUGCUCGUCCAUUCGGCAAGUACCACGAGACCUAUCCCGGCCACUUCAUGCACUACGAUACCAAUAUACGUGAUCCCCUGUUCUUCGAGGUCUACAAGAACCUGCUCUCCCACUACUGGCAUCUCAUGGAAACCUUCCCCGAAUACACCAAGGUCGACUAUGGCUUCGAGGGUGUCAAGAUCGAUGCCGUCCACAUGCCCGACAGUCUGAGCACCUACUUUGAGUACUUCGACGCCGACAUCAGCAAUGCCGUCAACGUGGAACCUACUGUUGAGCAUCCCAGCGAUGUGUUGCACGGUUUUGGACGCAACUCCUUCUACAAUGGCAGCAGCUAUGUGAUCAAGGCUCGUCAACAUCGUCUCAACCACAAACCCUUCGAGUUCGUCCUGGACAUUACCUCCGACAAGGCGCAGCCCGCUGUCGUCAAGGUAUUCAUUGGACCUAAGUACGACGAGUAUGGACAUGUGAUUCCAUUGGAGCACAACUACCAGAACUUCUUUGAGCUUGAGCACUUCAAGGUGCAACUUGAGUCUGGUGUCAACCAUAUCAAGCGCAACAGCGGUGAUUUUAGCUUCUGGGUUAGCGAUCGCACCACUUACUUUGAGCUCUAUCAGAAGCUGAUGGAUGCCACCAACAGUGACUUCAAAUUCAAGUUGGAUCAGUCCGAGACCCACUGCGGUGUUCCCAACCGCAUGAUGUUGCCCAAGGGCAAGAAGGGCGGUCAGGUGUAUCAGUUCUUCUACAUGGUGUACCCAUACCAUGAGCCCCAUGUCCAGCAGUACACUGGCUACGAUCCCAUUGUCAGCUGUGGAGUUGGUCACGGCUCCCGCUAUGUGGAUGCUUUGCCCUUCGGCUUCCCCUUCAACCGACCAGUGCAUCACGAUUACUACUUCGAUGUGGAGAACUUCAAGUUCUUCGAUGUGAAGAUCUUCCAUCGCGACGAACACACCAAUGUUGCCUAAGACUAAGUUGUGCAUCUCAGAUUCCUGAUUCCCUAGACUUCAUAGCUCUUGAAUAAUUUACAAAUAACCCCAUAGAUCGUGUUCAAACUUCGACUUGUAAUUAAUUUACUUCAAAUCAAUAUGCAAUAAACGAAUUCUAUCCACCUUAA
This is a messenger RNA of Drosophila albomicans, 2255 nucleotides long. Its product is annotated as larval serum protein 2-like. The transcript has a single exon. The coding region runs from base 1 to 2106 and encodes 701 amino acids. NCBI's taxonomy places the organism in Eukaryota, Metazoa, Arthropoda, Insecta, Diptera, Drosophilidae. The record is from RefSeq and is a predicted model, not a curated record.